AUGACCUCUGGCCGACCGAUUCUGCAACUUUUCCGAUCUUCGAGUGCGGCAUUUUCGGCCAUUUCUUCAGAAGCGCUGCCACUCGAGAAAAUCAGAAAUGUCGGUAUUUCGGCGCACAUUGACUCUGGGAAGACGACUGUCACGGAGCGGCUGUUGUACUAUUCAGGACGAAUCGAGGAAAUGCACGAGGUUAAAGGAAAGGAUCAGGUGGGCGCUACGAUGGAUUUUAUGGAUUUGGAGCGGCAGCGUGGUAUAACUAUUCAAUCGGCGGCAACGUAUGUAAACUGGAAAGGGACCAACGUGAAUAUCAUAGACACACCAGGUCACGUGGAUUUCACGGUUGAGGUUGAACGCGCCCUUAGAGUUUUGGAUAGUGCGAUUCUUGUACUGUGCGGGGUCGGGGGCGUUCAGAGUCAGACGUACACCGUCAGUCGACAGUUGGCCCGUUACAACGUUCCUUUUGCAGCAUUUAUCAACAAACUUGAUCGUUCAAACGCUAACCCUUUUCGUGUUUUGGAUACGAUGAGUUAUGAUGUUCAUGAGAAUGUUGAAAGUAUGAUCGGCGACUUCAUCACAGCCAUGUUUAGAUCGAAGCUUUCGUACAACGCUGCGCUAAUGCACUUGCCGAUUGGACUAGAAGCAAAGUUCGUUGGUAUUGUUGACCUGAUUCGACAAAAAGCAUUCUACUUCGAAGGUAGCCAAGGGUGAGC
Soboliphyme baturini is the source of this 710-nucleotide messenger RNA. Lineage: Eukaryota; Metazoa; Nematoda; Enoplea; Dioctophymatida; Soboliphymatidae. The record is from the annotation of a GenBank genome assembly.